CGUUACAACUCAAAAUCAGGUGAAUUAAGGAACAGGGGUUCUGUACUUCGUAGUUUCUAGAGACGCCAGUCUUAAAAUACUUCCUCUACGAUGGCCCUCCGGCCCCUCCGCCACCACGCCGUCGGUCGGCUCUCUUCCCCCGCCUCCCGUCACAGCUGGUGGCGUCACAUGUCCACUGCCACCAGCAAGAAAACACCCCUUCUCUGGGACUAUACAAACUCCAACAUUACCACAGACAACCCACAGCAAAAUAAAGAAUCGGCAGUCACAAUCCAACUACUAUCUUGGGGUCGUGGGGCCUCUGGCCAACUUGGCGGGGGAAUCGAGGAAAUACGAUUAUACCCCUCACCCGUUGCAACACUCAUUCUCCCUCCCACUUUCAAACUUUCUUCCUCGACCCCAGGUCGCCUCUCCUCCCAGUGUUCAAAUGGUGUUGGGGCUGGGGGCCAGGUGGAAAUAGGGAUUUCUUGUGGACUUUUCCAUUCGGCUUUGGUGGUGGAUGGAAAGCUGUGGAUAUGGGGCAAGGGCGAUGGCGGCCGCCUCGGGUUUGGACAUGAAGACUCUGUCUUUGUUCCUACAAUGAAUCCUAAUUUCGACUCGGCUGUCAAAAGCAUAGCUCUUGGUGGUCUCCAUUCUGUUGCUCUCGAUUCCCUCGGCCGCGUCUUUACUUGGGGUUAUGGUGGGUUUGGUGCUCUUGGACAUUCUGUGUACCAUAGGGAGCUGUUACCUAGAUUGGUCGAAGGAUCUUGGGAUGGAGAAAUAUGCCAUAUUGCCACCAGUGGGACACAUACCGCUGCUGUCACUAAAUCUGGAAAACUUUACAUAUGGGGCCGAGAUGAAGGUGAUGGUAGGUUGGGCCUUGGUCCUAGUCGUGGUCCAGACCAGGCAGGUGGUCUCAGCAUUCCCUUUGAAGUUAAAGCACUGCCUGUGCCAGUGGUUGCUGUUUCGUGUGGCGGCUUUUUCACAAUGACAUUGACUGAAGAGGGGCAACUUUGGAACUGGGGUGCAAACUCUAACUAUGAGCUCGGUAGAGGAGAUAAAGUUGGUAGCUGGAAACCACAGCCUGUUCCCAGCCUGAAAGAUGUGCAUUUAAUUCAGAUAGCUAGCGGUGGAUAUCAUUCUCUUGCUUUGACUGACAAAGGGGAAGUGCUUUCAUGGGGUCAUGGUGGACAUGGCCAGUUGGGUCAUUCUUCCCUUCAAAAUAAGAAAGUUCCUGUACGAAUUGAGGCCUUAGCUAAUGAGAGGGUCACUUAUAUUGCUUGUGGGGGUUCUUCAUCAGCAGCUAUAACUGACAAAGGUAAGUUGUACAUGUGGGGAAAUGCCAAAGAUUGCCAGCUAGGUAUUCCUGGACUGCCGGAGAUACAAUCAUCGCCUGUUGAAGUAAAGUUUCUGGUAGAUGAUAACGGCAAUGAUGAACUAGGAAAUCACAAUGUACUUUCUGUAGCUGUUGGUGCUUCUCAUGCCAUGUGCCUUGUUUCAAGAUAAUGUUGUAGCUAACUCAACUCUUUUGCUCAAUUUUCCCUGUUAAUUGGUUAACUUGCCGUUUAAGAAAAAGUAGAAAUUAAUAAUAUCUGUAUACUGAUUUUCCUCUGAGGCUGAAACCAAGGUAUCGAGAUCUAGCAUCUGUGUUGUACACUGCGUAAUGUCUCGAGUUACACUAUGAACCUGCAUCAUAUGUUUCCUCGACUCGUAUAAACACUUUUAUGCGUUAUACAAUGUAAAAAUCUGAUACCUUUCUUUAUG
Olea europaea var. sylvestris is the source of this 1743-nucleotide messenger RNA. RefSeq names its product probable E3 ubiquitin-protein ligase HERC3. The record is from RefSeq and is a predicted model, not a curated record. The coding region runs from base 91 to 1485 and encodes 464 amino acids. The transcript is spliced from 6 exons. NCBI's taxonomy places the organism in Eukaryota, Viridiplantae, Streptophyta, Magnoliopsida, Lamiales, Oleaceae.